This is a messenger RNA of Kluyveromyces lactis, 3435 nucleotides long. RefSeq names its product poly(A)-specific ribonuclease (gene PAN2). The record is from RefSeq and is a predicted model, not a curated record. Gene Ontology annotation, cellular component: PAN complex; P-body. The transcript has a single exon. Gene Ontology annotation, molecular function: nucleic acid binding; poly(A)-specific ribonuclease activity; protein binding. The coding region runs from base 1 to 3435 and encodes 1144 amino acids. Gene Ontology annotation, biological process: nuclear-transcribed mRNA poly(A) tail shortening; mRNA processing. Lineage: Eukaryota; Fungi; Ascomycota; Saccharomycetes; Saccharomycetales; Saccharomycetaceae.
AUGAACAAUUGGCAACUUUCCUAUCAGUCACCAGAAGAUCUGACGUAUCAUUUAAAGAAGCCCUAUUUGCAGUAUGAUAAAAAGGAAAAGCAAGUAACAAAGGUAGUAUUUGAUACUGAGGCUAAUCUAAUAUGGGCCGGAGAUUCCUACGGACGCGUAUCAUCAUAUGAUCCGACAUAUUCACUUUAUACCAGACAUACGGCACAUAUAGGCUCAAUGCCUGUUGUUGACCUUUUAAGCAAUAAAAAUGGUAUUCUAUCACUAAGCUCCGAUUCUUUACAUUUCUCUAAUAGAAGGGGUGUCACUCAGAUGAGCUUAACUUCAGCGGAUAUCGCACAACUUUCCGAUAUGAAGACCAUGUGUUACUAUACCAAUAACCAAAAUCAAGUACUAUGUGCUGGUGGUAAUACAGCCAGUGGUAUAAUAUCUGUGGAUCUGAUAAAAGGAACACUAGCAUCAAGCACAUACUUUACUUCAAAGGUAAAGCACAUGUCCUCAAAUAACAAGCUUGUGGCAAUUGGUAAGCAAGCGGGAUCUAUAGAUUUAUUUGAUCCAGUCAGUAAUAGGGUGAUACAUUCUUUAUCGGGACACUCUGCAUCAAUUACCUCGAUGGAUUUCAAAGAUAAUACUUUGGUAACUGCGGGAAAAUCAAAAACGUUUGGCUACUUGCAGUCUGAUCAAUUCAUAAACGUUUACGAUGUGAGAAUAAUGAAGCAAUUACCGCCCAUCUCUUUUUCCAAAACGCCUAAUUUUGUGGGCAAUCACACAUCGUCCAAAUUUCCGAUAGGUGCGGACUUUUUACAAUUGCAUCCAGUGUUGCCAACGGUCGUGGCUGUUGCGUCUUCUUCGGGAAGUUUCGAUUUCAUAGAUUUGGUCAAUCCAAGCCUACGAACCCCAUACAUCCAUCCUUGCAAAUCUAUUAGCCAAUUCACGCUUUCUCCCAGUGGUGAUUAUCUUGCCUUUCUUGAAGAAGAAAGCAUGAUAAAUAUGUGGAACAGAUCAAACUCUAUGUCUGGAUUUACCAACUCUGCUGCAGUACUUGAAUACCAGGAUUACCCCGAAGACAGUUUCAUCCCAUAUAGAGUCGAAGUGGGUCAGGAAUCGUACCCUUUAAGUUCAAUUGGGCUACCCUAUUACUCAGAAACAUUGUUGUCGGCAUGGCCUCACACUGUAUUCAAAACUGAAGGAAUCAUAUCUAAAAAGAUUGAAGGAAGCAGUUCUUCAGAAACCGACAAUAAUUCUACGAAGAGUGUUAACAGGUCUCUUUCUCACUUGUCAAGCAGUAAGUAUUCAUUACAGCCGUACAACAAAUUCAAAUAUGGCCCUCGAAAUGUUAUAGAGCCUUAUAAGUCGCUAAGGGAAAGAAGAAAAAAAAUGGUAAGUACGACAGAAGAUAAUCAACAUAGGAAAGAACUACUAGAAUAUAAACCUUCCAAUAACAUUGAUAUCCCACCAGCAUACAGCAAAUUACAAAUGAUAUAUGGGAAGUUUGGAGUAAUGGAUUUCGAUUUUGGUGGAUUCAAUACAACUCAGUAUUCGGGAUUGGAAACAGAUAUUGACUGUGUUUAUAUCAAUGAAAUAAUCCAUUUGUACCGUUUCGUUCCUGAAGUUUACAACUUUGUAGUGAACUGUUUGGAAGAUGAACACAUUCAAGAAAAGUCUGUUUUGACCGAGCUUGGGUUUUUGUUUGAUAUGAUGACAAGAGCGAAUGGUAAAAUUUGCCGAGCAUCUAACUUUGUUGAUGUUCUUGAAUCAAUAUCAACGGCUAAUGAGCUGGGUUUAUUUACUGACGAAAUUUCAACUGUAUCAGGGCAUGCUGGCAAGCCCUCUUUAGAUGAAGGGAACUUAUCCUCUCACAUCUAUAACUUGAAUUUGUCAGUAGAUGCUGACGCAGAAGAAAUAAUGAAAAGGUCCUAUGGGAAAUAUAUGACUGUGGCUCAAAAGUUUAAUAUUUUCUUACUUGAUAGAUUAAUAUCAGAAGAAGUUGAAAGAAAGUUGCAUUCAACUGACGCGAUUGUGUUAGAAGAAUUAUUUGGGCUUAAUGUGGAUACUGAAAUUCACACAUUAUCUACCUGCGGAAAUUUCGUUCGCCAGCCACAUCUCGUGUCGUCUUUGGUAGUUUUAAGUCCGGCAAGCAACAACGUAAAAUAUAGCAAUAAGAAACUGAGUAACCAAACCAUUCUACCGUAUAUUGAAUCAUCCAUGUGCAGGUUCAAGCAAUUGACAGCAAGAUGUUCUAAAUGCGAGAAGUUGCAAAAUCAAGAAUACGAAAGCAUAGUCAGAAAUUUACCACCUUUACUUUCACUCAAUAUUUGUUUGUCACCAGAAGAAUGGACAACUGCUAAAACUGUUAAUGGAUGGUUGUCAAACCACUUUUUUGCCACAAUCUCUAAGGAUAGACCCAUCUUGAAACUUCAGGCCACUGACCUCAAGACGUCUAAUGCUAUCUUCAAGUACGAAUUAAUGUCCUAUGUCGCAAGAAUCACAGACGAUUUCGGUGAGGAGCAUUUGGUCACGUACGCUAAGAUCUUGGAUCAGAAAAUACAACAGUACAAGUGGUACAUGUUUAAUGACUUUUUGGUACAAGAAAUUGAUGAGGAUGAGGCUUUAAAUAUUUCGUACUGGUGGAAAACACCAGAAAUUGUUGUUUAUUCUGAUGCGGAAGAAAUCAGAAAGCCAUUUGUUUCAGUUUCGAAAUUAAAGGUUGACACAGACAUCCUAUAUCGUGACUAUUUCAGUGAGGGCAUUAGAAAAGACGUGAUAAGACAAUACAGACUAUUGACUAAAGAUGAAGCACCAGGACCGGGCACCUUAGUUGCCUUGGACGCGGAAUUCGUGUCUUUGACAGAACCGUACUUGGAAAUCAAUUGUAAAGGUAUGAAAACCUUGCUUAAACCAGCUAAGAAGUCUUUGGCUCGUGUAUCUUUGUUGAGAGGUGAAGGUGAGUUGGAAGGUGUUCCAUUCAUUGAUGACUAUAUUAUAAAUGAGUGUCAUAUCGAGGAUUAUCUAACCCAAUUCAGUGGUAUCGAGCCAGGAGACUUGGAUCCAAAACUGAGUAAAAAAAGUUUGGUUAAAAGACAAGUCUUUUACAGAAAAAUGUGGUUACUACUUCAAUUGGGAUGUGUUUUUGUAGGACAUGGAUUAACCAAUGAUUUCAGACAGAUCAAUAUAUAUGUCCCAGAAUCUCAAAUUAGAGACACGUCGUUGUAUUAUUUAAAAGGGAAAAGAUAUCUUUCUCUACGUUAUUUGGCGUUCGCGGUUUUGAGAAAACAGGUGCAAACAGGAAAUCAUGACUCCAUCGAAGACGCACAUACUGCGUUGUUACUUUAUAGAAAGUAUUUGGAGCUAAAGGAGAAGGGUGUAUUUGAAAUGUAUCUAGAGAACAUUUAUGAUGAAGGAAGAAAGUUCGGCUUCAAAGUUCCUGACACGAUUUGA